AUGUCAAACAGACUAGAAUCUCUCAACUCUAAGGCAAGCAAGCCUGCCUUAAAGUUCAAGCCAAAGGUUGUGGCCCGUAAAAGUAAGGAGGACCGUGAGAAAGAAGCUAAGGAGAUCAAAGCUGAACAACCAACUCCACGCGGUCCACCGACUCGUGGUCGUGGCGGUGCCCGUGGAGGCCGUGGAGGCCGUGGAGGUGCACUUGCGGGCACACAUAUGGUGUCGGCGGGUCCGUUAUCGAUGGGUUCGGUUGCAUUGACAGAACUGAAGGCUACCAAGAUGUCUUACCAUAGUCAAGGUACUUUCAAUGCUUCCAGUGAUCUGGGAAGCACGGCUUUCUUGUCGAAGAUGACCCUUAAAACUCGUAGUAAUGUCCCCACUACUAAUGUGGAUUCUGAUGAGGAAGACCACAAAGCUUCGCGAAUCAACAUGAAUAAAGAGUACGCUUACGAAGAGUCCGAAACUAUUCUCUUCCCAGUCAGACCGGAGAAAGAUGCAGAGGCCACUCCUGAUGCGAUUGCUUUGGCUCUGGAGUCUGUUCUGGCUGUUCUGUCUGCUCCUCAAUCGAGAGCUCAAUCCAGAGCUCUAACCGUCGAUUCUGUGAAAAGCGAAGCUACAGAUGGCGUUGCUCCUGAGCUUCCGCCUAUUGCGGAUGUUGCCGGUGACUUAGCCCGUGCAGAGCAUGAUCGUUUGAUUGACGAUCAACGGUCAAUCAUGGACCUCAUUACCUCCAAAGUUGGUGAUAUCAAAACAGAAGAUGCCACUACGCCAGAAAAUAAAUACUUGGUAUUCCAAAUGCCUCAAAUCCAGCCUACAGACUACAAACCUAUCGAGUCCAAGUCAUCAUUUGCCAGCGGAGAAGCACUUGUAUUUGAUGGCAGUGUGGGAAAUUUGAAUUUCCACAAAUCAGGGAAAAUUUCCAUUACGAUGAACGAUGGUUCUAUUUUGGAAUGUACGAAAGGUACCAAUCCUUCUUUCCUUCAAGAGGUCUACAUGCUAGAUUCACUUGCUGCACAAAAAACUCCCGAGGAACUAGAAACUGAUGGUGAUGUCUUCAAUGCUAACAACGUCAAGGUUGGAGGAAGCAUUUUCCGCCUUGGUCAAGUUGUGGGAAAGGUUGUGGCAAUGCCAAGAAUCUAA
Messenger RNA from Australozyma saopauloensis, 1140 nucleotides. RefSeq names its product DNA-directed RNA polymerase III subunit (gene RPC53). Gene Ontology annotation, biological process: tRNA transcription by RNA polymerase III. Gene Ontology annotation, cellular component: RNA polymerase III complex. Gene Ontology annotation, molecular function: DNA binding. The record is from RefSeq and is a predicted model, not a curated record. The transcript has a single exon. NCBI's taxonomy places the organism in Eukaryota, Fungi, Ascomycota, Pichiomycetes, Serinales, Metschnikowiaceae. Bases 1 to 1140 code for a protein of 379 amino acids.